Messenger RNA from Nanorana parkeri, 839 nucleotides. It is a transcript of the gene MEOX1, whose product is annotated as mesenchyme homeobox 1. The coding region runs from base 79 to 783 and encodes 234 amino acids. The transcript has 3 exons. Gene Ontology annotation, cellular component: nucleus. Gene Ontology annotation, molecular function: DNA-binding transcription factor activity, RNA polymerase II-specific; RNA polymerase II cis-regulatory region sequence-specific DNA binding. Gene Ontology annotation, biological process: positive regulation of transcription by RNA polymerase II. Lineage: Eukaryota; Metazoa; Chordata; Amphibia; Anura; Dicroglossidae. The record is from RefSeq and is a predicted model, not a curated record.
UGCAUUGUUUCCAGGCUCGAUCAUGUCAAUGAGCUGAGAGGACAUCGGCACCAACUUCUCUCCAAUAAGGUGACCCCCAUGGAUCCGUCAGCCAGCAGCUGUAUGAGAAGCGCCCCACUAUGGGGCCGUAUGAGGAACCCCCAGGGGGAUGUCAGCUCUUCUCUGCACCCCUAUCAACAAGUCCCCCCCUUCUUCCCUCAGAAGCCCGACUACAACUCCUAUCCGGACUUCUCUGCUUCGUGCUUGGCAACAGCCCCGCAUAGCUUUCCCCGGGAGGAGCGCCUAUACCCCGAGCACCCCUUCCAUCACUCGGACUGGCACUUGUCUGCCACAGAGGCCAGGAGGAGACUCAACCCCGAGCUCAGCUCCGGGGACAUGGACAGCAGCAGCCCCAACCUGCUGGACGGCUCGGGUUGCCCCAGUGAAGAGUAUGGGGGGACGGGGGGCCCGGGCAAAAAGGCUUCCAAGAGGAAAAAGGAGAGCACAGAAAAUGGAGAUGCCACAAACAAGCCAGAAACAAACAACAAAGCCAGAAAAGAAAGAACAGCUUUUACCAAAGAGCAGCUUCGAGAGCUGGAGGCUGAAUUUGCUCAUCAUAAUUACUUAACCCGGCUAAGGCGAUAUGAGAUAGCUGUAAACCUUGACCUCACCGAAAGACAGGUUAAAGUUUGGUUUCAGAACCGAAGAAUGAAAUGGAAGCGUGUUAAAGGUGGACAACCAGUAUCGCCAAAUGAGCAAGAUGCAGAUGAUUUGGACUCUACAGCAUCUCCCAGCUCUGAAUAACUUAAUUUUUACUGCAGUUGUCGAACUUUCUUGUUUAAUUUCUCUAUAAAGACAAU